Molecule: messenger RNA, 612 nt
Organism: Arabis nemorensis
Lineage: Eukaryota; Viridiplantae; Streptophyta; Magnoliopsida; Brassicales; Brassicaceae
Source: the annotation of a GenBank genome assembly
AUGGCAAAUCCUUAUGAUUGGGAUGGAGAAAAUGUCAAGAUCCCUCUAGGAAUAGAUCAUGAUCUUGUUAUUACUAAAAUUUUCGAUGCACUUUGUGUAUUCAAUUUCGUUCCAUAUUCUCCAAUUCUCACUGUCGUUGGCUGCAGAAGAAGAAUCAGUAACGUUUCUUCCCAGUGGUUUCUCCGAUCUAACCUGAUAAAUUUCAAAUGGUUGCAUGAAGAUUAUGUUGAAGAUCAGCACAUUCCUAAAGAUGCAGUUGAUAGAUUUAUAGACAUUUCGUUCAGGGGGAUUGUGAGGAGGAUCGAGGGAUCGAUAGGGGUGAAGAAAGUGUCUGGGGAACAAGAUACACUCACAAAGGCAGAUACUGGUCACAAUCAACCUUCACCUCCACCUCCAGCUCCUUCAAAUAGGUGUUUUGGACGACGUAUUCCUCCUCGUUCUUCUCUCUCAGCUCCUCGUUCUUCCGGUUCAGCUCCUCGUUCUUCUGGCCGAGCUCCUAGUUCUUCUGGUGGAACUUCAAGGACUCAAUAUGCUGAGAUGGAAAUCCUCAUGGAGGAGGCUGAUGAUGACCUGAAGACGGUUGGACAUUGCAUUUUCUUACAAAAAACUUAA